This is a messenger RNA of Bursaphelenchus xylophilus (pine wood nematode), 6155 nucleotides long. NCBI's taxonomy places the organism in Eukaryota, Metazoa, Nematoda, Chromadorea, Rhabditida, Aphelenchoididae. The record is from the annotation of a GenBank genome assembly.
AUGACAGUGUCGUAUUUGAAGUUACUACGUAUCUAUGUGUUGUCAGUUAUAGUCGGGUGUUCGCAAGGUCAAUUGACGUCAAUUUGCGUUCAAACGGUAUCCGAUAUCAUCAAGAAUCUACACCAGAUUCCGUCUCAACAUGGAUUGCCAAUUAAACAGACAACUGCGCCUUUGCUGAUAUUUAAGAGGAGAUUUAGAGAUGUCAGCAGUCAACAAAGAUACCUUAGUAGAUUGGUAAAAGCAUAUCAGUCGGAGAGAGUGAAGACUCGACUUAGAUGGAGAAGGAAAAGGGAUACGGUAAAUGGGAUUCUGGCAGAAUGUGUGAAGACUGUGUGCACGGAGAAGAGAAAUGAUCCGACUAAAGUAGAAGGGUAAGAUCUAGAGCUGCCUAUAUUAUUACUAUGGCAAACACUAAGUACAGUUCAAUUACUGUAAGUCGUUGUUUCAUUACCAAACGGCCAAACGCCGAUUAUCCAGCCUUUCUCAGCCGACCAAACACUGGGUUCCGUUUUUUACCGUCUCCGCAAAAAGUUUACUUGGUGUUUUGGACGUCGUAAACCAUAAAUAUGCCCAUAUUUUUUCCAUUUCUGUAAUAAAAAAAAAUAGAUUGAGCCCUCUUAUAUUUUCAAACAAGAAACAAAUAAAUUUGAAUACAUGUACAUGGAAAUAACGCUUAAUCUCGGUAUAUUUCAGGGUUAACACGGCACAAUUAAAGGCGUUUUAUCGGAAAAUGAUAGGAAGAUGUAUUGUAAACGGCGGAGGAGAGCUCACACGGAAUGGAAGACAAGGUAAAAUACGAAUAUUGUUUUGGUUGACUUAAAGGAACACAAAAUAAGAACAAACUUACGGAUAUCGUGCUAACAAAAGGUUAAGAUUAAAAGAGACUUCGCCAGUUGUGGAAGGAGGGUCUGCCCUAGAAUUUGACCCCUACUUUCUUCUGUCUCAUCUGAUGACAUAUAGGAUGUUAAACAACUUGGUGAAUUUUUUUCGAAAAAUUCGUCAUCAUGACCGAGAUAUGACAUAUUUAUUGAAUUUCGUUUAAUGUGAUAUAUUGUGCUAAUUUAUGGCCGAAACAUCGCAGAACUGAGUACACAUACUUUAUAGGCCAUGCUGAACAACUUUGUAACUGACCCCAAGUUUGUCAGGUUACUGUAACAUACCGUAACGCCCAUGCUCAAUCAAAAAAUCUUGAUUUUCUCGAUUUUUUUCAAUAAUUUUCUCGGAAUUUUUUUGCAUUUUUGGAAUCAGCAUCAAAUUCUGCAUCGGAUAGACUAUAUGCGCAUCUCCAGAUAGGUGUACAAAAAUGUCGUGGCGCAACCGGUAGUGGGUCGGACUACCAAUUUCGUUCAAUUUUGCCCAAAACACUAAAAAAAUUUCGUAUUUUGGCAUUUGACAAAAACUUGAAAUAAUGACUUUCAGGAGUCCUUACGCGCAAACAUUUCCAAUUUUCUAGAGCACUAUUUUGCGCUGCCUUCGAAUAUCUUUCUAAUAGCCGCGAAAACUUCCCACAAAAAAUUUUACAUUUGAAAAUUUGUAGAUGUUCACAUAUUUAAUGAUGUUACAGUAUUCAAUCUUGUAAAAUUUGCUAAAAAUUCGACUCCCCAUAGUGGAAAACAUGUGUAUCCACGUUUGAAUGACGUCACUUCGGCUUACUGGGUUCUGGCGGUGCUCUCCGAUUAAAACGAAAAAGUUCAACUUUUUGGUGAUUUGGGCAAAAUUGAACGAAAUCCUUUGAGGAAUACUCUUUUUACGUGCCAUGCGUUGUUUCUAAACAAAAAAAUCGCUUACAAAAAAUUUUCAUUUCUUCGGCAGAUUUGGGCCCACAAAAAUCAUGAUUUUCAAAAAUUUCGUAAAAUCCAAAAUUUGGCCUUUUUAGGGAACAAUGUUAAUUAUUCUUUAUUUUUACAAUAGAUUUAAACUGUUUGGGGACAAUUUCCAGCGCGUUUGAGCAUUUUUGCUUCCACCCGGACUCGAACCCGGGACCUUUGAUUAUUAAUUCAAAAGGUUGGACCUUUUGAAUGGUAGUCCGACCCACCACCGGUUGCGCCACGACAUUUUUGUACACCUAUCUGGAGAUGCGCAUAUAGUCUAUCCGAUGCAGAAUUUGAUGCUGAUUCCAAAAAUGCAAAAAAAUUCCGAGAAAAUUAUUGAAAAAAAUCGAGAAAAUCGAGAUUUUUUGAUUGAGCAUGGGCGUUACGGUAUGUUACAGUAACCUGACAAACUUGGGGUCAAUUACAAAGUUGUUCAGCAUGGCCUAUAACGUAUGUGUACUCAGUUCUGCGAUGUUCCGGCAAUAAAUUAGCACAAAAUAUCACAUUAAACGAAAUUCAAUGAAUAUGUCAUAUCUCGGUCGUGAUGACGAAUUUUUCGAAAAAAAUUCACCAAGUUGUUUAACAGCCUAUAUGUCAUCAGAUGAGACAGAAAAAAGUGGGGGCCAAAUUCUAGGGCAGACCUCCAUUUGAGCCUGCUUCAGCAACCCGCGAAGUGUCUUUUAAAAAACGCAAUCUUUUCGAUUUCACGUACAAGCGAGAGCUGCGGCCCCAUCCGCUUAAUUCCGCCGAAAUUUGAUUUGUUUGUUAAUUUGGAAACGACGGAGGAAGCCCGUAAAUCUGCGAAAUUAACUUAAUUUAUCUACAUUUGGCCUUCCUCAAACACUAACACACGUUUAUCUUAACAGUCAAAUGCCGUCAACACAGUCGGGGCCCUGCGUCACAGCUCCGUAAAGACAUCUCAUUUGAAUAUUUCAAUUAUUUCAGAGCCUGAUCUACAUGAUAAGUGUUUUGAAAGAGUGGAGGGCAAGGUUUUGGUAGGGAUAUCUGAUCAGAAUAUCAAGGAUGUAGCUGAUGUUCAAGUCUGUGAAAGGCUGUGUGCGACCGCGGAGAAGGAUUCGGAUUUCAUUUGCAAAUCAGCCAUGUAUUACGGCAAGGAAAAGGCAAGUAAAUAUGAGAAAUAUAAAGCCAAUAUAUAUUAAUAAGUAUGCAAUACCUUAGCCCACGUUUUGGCAAAUGCACUCUUACUGGCCAGGAAAUGUUUUGGAGUUUUCUCCCGUAAUGACAUUCAUUAUAAAUAUUCGAAAACAGGGUCAAGCCUUUUUUCGGUCCUGCACGAGAUAUUCUUCUAAGCAAAAGAUGAAUAGACAUGUGCAGACUUACAAGGGAAGUCACUUUUUUCGCAGAUCGAUCCAUACUGGUGACCUAGUGGACAGUGAAGGCCUCAGGCUGUGUAAGAAGAAUCUGGCGUCCAAAAGUGUUUACGGGCCCUGAGGGCAGAGUUAUGGCUCAUCAAAGUUCGCGCAAAAAAGGUUCCGAAAAGACCCUCCAAAAAACGGGUUCGGAGAAGUGAGCUUCGGUAGCAGAGUGGUUCGCAAGUUUUUCUUUUGUCUGGAAGGGCCAGGGUUCGAUUCCUCUUCCCGGCAAUAACUAAAAAUAAUAUUGUAAGAGCAUACGCUGCGUAAGUUACAAAAAAAAUUUUUUUUAAUAUUUUUUGAAAAAUAUUAUUAUCCUGUCGUUAAAAAAUGACGAUUUUGUUCAUAUCGUCACUAAAUUUAUCAUCUGCCCAGACAGCAAGCGCUUGACUCAAACGCUUCAGAAUGAUAUCACGAUCACCAAGGGCGUCUUCUAAAACAUCAGAGAUAUACAUAUUGAGAAUCCCAGUCCUACCUUUACGCCAAAGUUCCCGCAGUUUUCUCCAAUGAUAUGGCGUCUUGAUCCACCGUAAUCGCCGCAUUAUUCCAGAAAUUGAAUACGAUCUUCGGUGGAAAAAUGCCUUCGCAUCCCUCACUGUGUCCAAGCUCACAACGACUUCCCCAAAUUUUAACGACAGGAUAAUAAGAUUUUUCAAAAAAUAUUUCAAAACAAUUUUUUUGUAACUUACGCUACUCUUACAAUAUUAUUUUUAGUUAUUGCCGGGAAGAGGAAUCGAACCCUGGCCCUUCCAGACAAAAGAAAAACUUGCGAACCACUCUGCUACCGAAGCUCACUUCUCCGAACCCGUUUUUUGGAGGGUCUUUUCGGAACCUUUUUGCGCGAACUUUGAUGAGCCAUAACUCUGCUCUCAGGGCCCGUAAACACUUUUGGACGCCAGAUUCUUCUUACACAGCCUGAGGCCUUCACAGUCCACUAGGUCACCAGUAUGGAUCGAUCUGCGAAAAAAGUGACUUCCCUUGUAAGACGAAAUAGGGAUAUCAGAAAUUUUUUCCAGGAAUGCAUUCUGGCCUCCGAAAGCAGAGAUUCGAUGGCUGAAUUAUAUGUAGACGAUUCCAAUGGGAUUUACAUUCAUAAUAAAUGUGUGGGAAAAGGUAAGACAGUUGAAAUUGUAAUGACUAGAACCAGGUUUGAAAAUAAGAUACAUACUUGAAAAUAUCACGGUAUCUUCUAGCUACGGUCCAACCAAUGACUACAACUUCUACGGUUACUCCAAUCGGUUUGUCGACGACUCAAAAAAUGACUGAGCCAACAAAGCAGACGGUAAUUCAGCCCUCAGGCUAUGAAUGUAAGCGGUUGCCAGUAAUUCCGCACGUAAAAUCAUCGAAAGGUUAUUUGAACGAUUUUCAGCCCCUCCAAACUCAAAGGAGCCGGAAGAGCAGCCCUUCGAUGCCAAUCCUGACCAGAUUUUCUGUAAGUCAAAAUUACCCUCGGGCCCAUGAUUAGGGCCGAAUAAAUGACUGACGUGCAAACCGAAUAUCUAAUUAAGAAAAUGCACUUCUGAGGAACGGCCUUUUUAUAGCAUAAUAGGCCAAUUGUCGGUUGUUAUAAAUACAAUGUGCCAAACUGGAAAGUGUUUCGUAAAAUUUACAAUGGGAAGGGAAGCAUUGUAUAAUAUCACAACAGUUUUUACUCAGAUUUUUUUCAGAUGGAAUCCAGCCUCCACCAAACAAAGCGAUCCCAGAUGAAGUCAUAGAUAGCUAUGGUAUGGUGAAUAUGACAGAAAGAGAAGAGACUUACCGACAAGUUCCAGUGUUACCAAACAAUUUAAAUCAAAAAAGAUUAUUCGACGAAGCCCCGGUUACUGCGCCCAAAUGUUUUACGUAGGUUAAUUACAUUGUUCGAACAUUUUGUAGGGAGCGUGACAUUUUCUCGAAUGAUUACAUCGUUCUUAGACAAAGUUCUUGGAGCUAAAGAAUCAAAGUAUAUGCGUGCUUCAUACACGAAAUUUGAAGGCGUUUUGUAAAGUUUUACCAAUAAAAAUUUUAAAAAAACGGACCCAUACUUUGGGGGCAGCCACAUAAAAGAAGCACGGAGAUUCUACGGGUAUGUUUGGAAAUCAGCCGACAUUUGCUUACAACAGAAAAUUCUGCCGAUUUGGCAACCAGAUGUUACGAGUGCAGUUUCUAGGUGUAUAAGUGACUUGCGGAGUUAUUUACCAUAGUGUAAACCCGGAAUUUUUAAAGCUUCAGAAACCAUUUUUUGAGAACAAACUCCCAUAAAUUGAAAACGUUGAAUGAAUUCCUUAUACUUAUCAGUACCAAGCCAAAAUAAUGACUAUUCCAAUAAUCAAAUGGACGGGUAACUGAUCUCUUGAGAAUUGUAAAUUUAAGAAUUGCGCAACGUGUUUUUCAUAGUGGUUUUCAAAUUUCAGCAGAUUCCGUCCGCUCCAUGUGAGGUCUAUUCGAUCCACAAACACAACAACAUUGGAGGAAUGCACAGGACUCUGUUUGAAGUGCUCCAGCUGCCUCAAGGGACUCAAAUGCGAGAUUGCUGGGUUUUCUCGGUAGGUUUGGCAUUACUCUGAUUUUAAGAAAGGGGAGUAGACCACUGCACCACCUUCCAUUAGGAUGUUUUUUAUUGUCUUGUAUAACUUUAUAACUACAAUGGAAGUAGAACAACGAAAUUAUGUUUAGCAAGGAAACGACUCUGCUCACGAUGCACUUAAACCCUGGAGCGAGAUUUUAAAAAUUGCCGCUUUCUAAAUGAAGAUCAUUUUUAUGGGAGAUAGUAAUACAUAUUGUUAUACAUUUUCAUAGCCCUCAGUCUACGCCAAACACCAUCCAAACCUUUGUGUCUACGCUUCCACAUUUGCGUUCAAAAUAUUUUCUAAAUCUUAAAAUUUUCAGACAGUUCAAACAAUGCGUCCUGGCCCAAACAGAUAUCCGCUGGCAAAUCCAAAGCACCUCCAAAUUAACAGAUUUCGUUUAUUUCAAACGAGAGAAUUGUUAA